AUGCCUUUGUCCCCAAUACGCUACAACUUUUUAUACGGCCACUGCGAUAACAUCAAUACUCUCGUGGAAAUGCACGCUUACCUCAUUGUUCAGGGCCUCGCUCGAGAUCUUUCAUGCAGCACCAAAUUAGUUCGUUUGUAUGGUUCUUUUGGCCGUGUUGACUCUGCGCGCUUGGUGUUUGAUACAAUACCUAACCCGGAUUUUCUUUCGUGGAAAGUGAUGAUCAGAUGGUAUUUUUUGAAUGAUGUAUUUCGAGAGAUUAUUGGGUUUUAUAAUUGUAUGAGAAUGUCCUUAAAAGAGUGUGACAAUGUUGUUUUCUCCCAAGUUUUAAAGGCGUGUAGCGAAUCUCGAAAUAUCGACGAAGGAAGGAAAGUACACUGUCACAUUGUCAAGUUAGGGAAUCCUGAUAGUUUUGUGUCAACUGGUCUUGUGGAUAUGUAUGCGAAGUGUGGGGAAAUUGAGUGUUCUCGCGCCAUGUUUGAUGAAAAUCUUGAUAGGAAUGUGGUUUCUUGGAGCUCCAUGAUUGCUGGCUAUGUACAGAAUAAUUGUGCUGAAGAAGGGUUAGUCUUGUUUAAUAGAAUGAGAGAGGAGUCGAUUGAGGCUAAUCAAAUUACACUAGGGAGCUUAGUUAAUGCGUGUAAAAAGUUAGCAGCUUUGCAUCAAGGGAAGUGGCUUCAUGGAUACUUGAUUAAAUGUGGUAUUGAACUUGGUUCUUACUUGGUGACAGCUCUUCUAGACAUGUAUGCAAAGUGUGGAGUCAUUAGAGAUGCUAGGUCUGUGUUUGAUGAGCUGCAUGAUAUUGAUCUUGUCUCGUGGACAGCUAUGAUUGUUGGGUACACUCAGAACGGAUGUCCUGAGGAGGCUUUGAAGUUGUAUUUGCGUAAGGAAUGGGCUUGUUUCUUGCCUAAUGAUGUUACCAUUUCAAGUGUGUUUUCAGCAUGUUCACAGCUGCUUAAUUUGAAUCUAGGACGGUCAGUUCAUGGUCUGAGUAUUAAGCUUGGGUUAUGGGAGCCUAUUGUCACAAACUCUUUGGUGGAUUUUUAUGCCAAAUGCCAAAUGAAUAGAGAGGCUCUUUAUAUAUUUGAGACAGUUUCAGAUAGGGAUGUGGUUGCCUGGAAUUCCAUUAUUUCUGCGUUUUCUCAGAACGGUUCUGCAUAUGAAGCUCUUGAAUUGUUUCACCAAAUGAGGAUGGGAUCUGUCUUGCCUGAUUCAGUCACCCUAGUUAGUGUCUUGUCAGCUUGUGCUACUCUCAGUGCUCUCCAAGUUGGUUCUUCUGUUCAUGCUUACACAGUAAAGAGCGGUAUAUUGUCCUCUAAUGUCUAUGCUGGCACUGCACUUUUGACCUUUUAUGCCAAAUGUGGGAAUGCUGAAUCUGCUCGUGUUAUUUUUGACAAUAUGGACAAGAAGACCACUAUCACAUGGAGUGCAAUGAUUAGUGGCUAUGGAAUUCAAGGCGAUGGUCGUGGAUCCCUUUCAGUUUUCGGUGAUAUGUUGAAGGCAGACUUGAAACCCAAUGAAGAGAUCUUCACAUCCAUUUUAUCUGCAUGUAGCCGUACAGGGAUGGUUGGGGAGGGGUGGAGGCUUUUCAGUACAAUAUGUCAGGACUACAACUUAGUGCCUUCAAAGAAGCACUAUACAUGUAUGGUUGACCUAUUGGCUCGUGCUGGCAGGCUUGAGGAAGCCUUGGACUUCAUUCAGAAAAUGCCGGUUCAACCAGAUGUUAGCUUGUUUGGUGCAUUCCUCCAUGGAUGUGGACUACAUUCAAGGUUUGAUCUUGGAGAGGUGGCAUUCAGGUGGAUGCUAGAUCUCCAUCCUGGUGAAGCUUGUUACUAUGUGCUAAUGUGCAAUCUGUAUGCUUCAGAUGGAAGAUGGAGUCAGGUUAAGCAGGUAAGAGAGUUGAUGAAACAGAGAGGACUGAUGAAAACUCCUGGUUGUAGCCUGAUGGAGAUGGAUGUUGAUCCUGGUUUCUCCCUUUCUAGAGUUUCUUCUCUUGCAUAG
Messenger RNA from Dovyalis caffra, 1998 nucleotides. The record is from the annotation of a GenBank genome assembly. Lineage: Eukaryota; Viridiplantae; Streptophyta; Magnoliopsida; Malpighiales; Salicaceae.